AUGCAUUUUAUUACUACAAUAUUUAUAUUGUUUUUGCUUUUAAAUAUUUCCCUUGCUGAGGAUUCUGAGUCUGUCGAUGUGAUCCGCUAUUUCAACGAUGUUCUGGACUUUUCGAGUCCAAAUUACCCAAAUUUUUACACAAACGAGGGAACCAGAUUAGUGUUGCAUUUGGAAAUGGAGAAGGAUUCUGAGAGGGCGUACGCGUUUCAAUUCGAGCGCUUCGCUUUGGCGCCAAAUGAUUGUCUUUAUUUUUGCGCUAUGAACGAUUCGUCUCUAUGCUUUGCAAAAAUGGAUUCAUUGAAUGCCACGUUGGUGAAGAAAUGUGGGAAUGAAAUGGAUCACAGAAGACCAUCACAUUACUACGAACUAUCAGACACUUUGUACGUUUUCUUUGUCUCGCAGAACACGAGCGUUCCAUACCCCGGAUAUAAUGGAAGGGUCUUUCCGAUAGAUAAGAAAGCCCAAAUUUACAACCAUUGCGAGAAAGUGAACAGUGUCGAUUUGGAUCAUCUCUCCGAAUGGUGGAGCCUCGCCUCGGAUCAUUUUUUCAUCAACACGCCAACGAUUAAUUAUGGAACGCUGAAUGUGAGCUGCCAAAUCAAAUUCACCACUGCCGACAGUACAAAUAUUCGAGUGGCAAUCUACGCUUUUUCUUCUUCACAACCAAUGUUUUUCACGGGCAUCAAGGCAAAUGAGACGGAUCAAACGACAUUUAACUUAACCGGUUCAAAAGAUCCACUCGCAUAUUACUUCAAAAAAGAUCUCACUUUAUCGUUCGAUUUCACCGCUGAUCAGCAGUAUUACUACUAUUUAAUCGUUGAACGAUAUAAUGAGACGUAUUCAUUUGACUCUUGCAACAAUGUGGGCAGCUUUGAUAUGAGUACACGAAGCUCCGUUAGUCUCUCUGCAUUAGAUGACUCAUAUGGAUAUAUGAACAAUUCAAAUUGUGCCUGGAACUUUUACAAUGCGCCAAAGAAUACACAAUUGAUGCUACAAGUGACAACGUAUACGGAAAGAUGUUGCGAUAUUCUGUGGGUGACCGGCACCGCGUUUGAUCCUCUAAAAUUUGAUGGCUACUAUCCAUGGUCUCUCGUCUAUGCAGCACAAAACGAACUCAAACUUUCCUUUUUAACUGACAGCAUUGAAUCGUAUACGCAAAUGAGUGGAUCAGUGACAGCUGUUGAUUGCUCCUGCUCAAACCCACAAAUCACUCUGAAACCGCCAGAGUCGAAGAAUGUCACUUAUGGCUUUAAUGGGACUUUUCCCUAUUGUAGUCCGGCACAAUGCAGUUGGACUGUACCCGAUGAUGUGAAUGCUGGGAUGUCACUUUUUCUUACUUCAAUUCAAUUGAGGAUAACAACUGUCCAGAGAGAUUUAUGCGUUGAUGAAUUCGUGGAUGUUCAUGGGGAUAUGUUGACACAAAAUUUUCAAGCGAUCGUCUAUGAAAUAAGCACGACGAGCUGCAAAAAAUCAAUCAUUGCAAACUUUUUCGACAAUCCACAUGGCUAUUCGGUGAACGUCUACGAUGGAGAGCUAAUCACGGGAACAACGUUGAAAUGGAACAAUUUUGCUGACACUAGUCCAAUGACGAUAUCUUCAAAUUUGAUCACAAUUCGAAUCGUUAGACUAGAUGGAGCAACGAGUUUUCAUGCACUUUUCACAACAAAUCCCGACAUCAUCAUCAAAUCAAACCCAAACACUUGCUUUGGAGCUACUGUCUCGAAUAAUAUCUCAAUUGUUUCCAAUCAAUCACAAACUAUUGUCAUUUAUCAAGCCUCUGGAGCUGUUGGUGGUUAUUUUGGAAUGACUUUUAAGCCGCACGGACAAUUGAAUUAUCAAAUGUUUUAUGGAGCAUCGACGAAAGAUGAGGAUAGGAUUUUUGGUAACGCCACUCAAUGCGACACUUCGGCUGCAAAUCCACCAGAUUUCCUCUUUGGUCAAUAUGUUACGCUGAAAUUUGAAGGCACUCAGAAUGGAAUGAUUGAACAUUAUUGCACUAAUCAAAGCAACUCAUUAUGGGCAACAGCUUUCACCAGUGAAAUCGGCUUGGUGAUGUCACCGAAAUACCUAACUUCAAACGAUCCAUCAGUGAAGAGUUAUGCUUUCAUCAUUCAAUAUUCGGGUACCAGCUCUAAAUCGAUUGCCCUCGAUUUUCUCAACAAAAUCCCGUUAAACGGAAAAUUGACUGUGAUUACGGACGUUGGAAAGAGCCAAAUGGGAACGACUUACACACCAAACAACGCGGUUUGCAAUGCCGAGUUCAGCUCGACGAGACUCUACCUAAGUUAUCAAUGGGCGUGUGACUCGAUUGAUGGAUGUGGACCCGGAUUGUUGAUACAG
Molecule: messenger RNA, 2340 nt
Organism: Mesorhabditis belari
Lineage: Eukaryota; Metazoa; Nematoda; Chromadorea; Rhabditida; Rhabditidae
Source: the annotation of a GenBank genome assembly